Messenger RNA from Pipistrellus nathusii (Nathusius's pipistrelle), 654 nucleotides. The record is from the annotation of a GenBank genome assembly. NCBI's taxonomy places the organism in Eukaryota, Metazoa, Chordata, Mammalia, Chiroptera, Vespertilionidae.
AUGGAGUCCGUGGCCCUGUACAGCUUCCAGGCCACCGAGAGCGACGAGCUGGCCUUCAGCAAGGGCGACACGCUCAAGAUCCUGAACAUGGAGGACGACCAGAACUGGUACAAGGCUGAGCUCCGGGGCGCCGAGGGCUUCAUUCCCAAGAACUACAUCCGGGUCAAGCCCCACCCGUGGUACUCGGGCCGGAUUUCCCGGCAGCUGGCGGAGGAGAUUCUGAUGAAGCGGAACUACCUGGGAGCCUUCCUGAUCCGGGAAAGCGAGAGCUCCCCAGGGGAGUUCUCCAUCUCUGUGAACUACGGGGACCAGGUGCAGCACUUCAAGGUGCUGCGGGAGGCCGCGGGCAAGUACUUCCUGUGGGAAGAGAAGUUCAACUCCCUCAACGAGCUGGUGGACUUUUACCGAACCACCACCAUCGCCAAGAAGCGCCAGGUCUUCCUGCGGGACGAGGAGCCCCCGCUCCAGCCGCCGCGGGCCAGCUUCGCCCAGGCCCAGUUUGACUUCUCGGCCCAGGACCCCUCCCAGCUCAGCUUCCGCCGCGGCGACAUCAUCGAGGUCCUGGAGCACCUGGACCCGCACUGGUGGCGAGGCCGGUUCUGCGGGCAGGUGGGCUUCUUCCCCCGGAGCUACGUCCAGCCCGUGCACCUCUGA